Messenger RNA from Oryza brachyantha (malo sina), 4198 nucleotides. RefSeq lists its product as uncharacterized. The record is from RefSeq and is a predicted model, not a curated record. Lineage: Eukaryota; Viridiplantae; Streptophyta; Magnoliopsida; Poales; Poaceae. Gene Ontology annotation, molecular function: cysteine-type deubiquitinase activity; protein binding. The transcript is spliced from 19 exons. Gene Ontology annotation, biological process: protein deubiquitination. Bases 1 to 3966 code for a protein of 1321 amino acids.
AUGGGCAAAGUAAGGCCCCAAGGCCAAGAGCGCAAGGAUGGCGAGGAGGUGGAUACCGUGCGCAUGGAGGCCAGGGAGGUGCUGAUGCUGGAUCGCAACGGCCGCCGCGACGAGGCGAUCGCCCGCGCCCACGAGCUUGUGGCCAGGCAUCCGGACUCCGCGCUCGUGGCCCAGCUCGCCGCGGGCCUCCACUACGAUUCUACCACCCGCGCCAUCGCUGCCAAAGACAAGGAGGGCAUCACGAAGAACUGCAACGCUGCGCGCGACUUGUAUCUCCAUGCCCAGCGGCUGGCCCCCAACUGCGUCGAGAUCACCGCCCGCCUGGCGGUGGCGCGGAUCCGGUGCUUCCAUGACGGCGAGGCGUUGCCGGAGAUCGAGCGCGCCUUAGCCAUCCCCUUCCCCUGCGACCCCGCCGAGAACAACGUCGCGUACGACCUGAUGCCCGAGAACACCCCCAAGGCCAGGGUAGAGAAUGCGAAGAAGUGGGCUACCGAGCGCCAUCAACGGAUUCUGUCCUGCGUGCGCAACAAGACCAUUCCCGAGUACGUCCGCUCCUUGAUCGAGUACGCCGGGAGCCAUGGCGUGGCCAACGCGAUCCAGCCAGUGAGGGAGUUCGCCGAGCGCUACUCCUACUCGGUGCGCGCGCCGCUGACCAACGCAUACAUCAACCUGGAGUUCGCGCGCGGCCUUGCCCCGGGCAUUGACAAGCGGCAGUUCCUGUCUCGCAUCCUCCGCGAGUUGAACAGCGUGGCAAAUCAGUUCGAGACCUCGCUAGUGCUCGCCAUGGUCCGCACGAAGCUCUUGUUUGUGCUGGGUUUGUAUACUGCUAUGGCAAGUGAGUACGUCCGGGCGAUGGACAUAGAGAGUCCUCCUGAUCCGCAAUUUGAGGACAUACCUCCUGGAUCUGUCCGAGGAGACAAGCAUGAAGACAGAAUAUCUUCUAUCCGCACAGAACUUGUCAGUUUACAACAGAAGCUUUUAUUGAUAGCCAGAGAUUACUGGUCGUCCUUGACAAGGGGGCAGCAGCGCGGUGUUCUAUCGGCGGGGUUCAAUUCGAUGCAUCAAUACUAUGUUAGAGUUUACGAUGAUAGCCACGAGGCUGCAAAGACCAUAUCUGACGCACUCAGCUUUGUCAAGAAAAACAGGUCAUGGAGGUAUUGGAUUUGCCCCUAUUGUGUUGGCAAGAAGAUCCCAGACACUGAUGCGCUCUUGAAACACAUGCACAAGAAGCACUCGGAAGGGAGUGUCUGGCCGAAGCUGCUGUCUGUGUUAGACCCAAAAUUGAUUCCUGAUACAUCCCAGGGUGAACGUUUCUCGGAUGACGCAACUCUCUGUCAAGAUCCAGAUGAGCAUUAUGUCUUCCAUUUCAAACGCGUUCGGCCAUCUAGCAUAAAUCAACCAAUGCCGUUUUCGGAAAUACGAGGGAAUAAAUGCACAGAAGGAGUUGAAAUCCUUGAGAAGAUCAAGCUAAAGCUGAAGAAUGCCCCUGCAGAUGUUUUAAGCACCAAGUUUAAUCAGGCUUGUGCUGAAAUCCGGGACCUGUGGCAUUAUUUUCUUAAAGUCUCUGCUCUGGAUUUUCGUGUAGUCAUCGUACCCCUUGCGGUAUCUUUCAUAUGGGAACGGUUUCUGCAAUGCAUCGGUGAUGAUAAAAAGGUUGCCAGUAAGAGUGUUGAUGCUGCUGACAUUGAUGCUGUAUUUCCAUAUGUUGGUGAUACCCCUGAGAUUGAUGAAAUGUUUCUUCAUGUCGAUGAUGCCCUCGACGAAAAUGCUGCUGAUAAUGAUGCCAUACGUCCUCAGGUUCCUGAUGCCCCUGACAGUAAUGUUGCUAAUAUUGAUACAAUACUUCCUAAUGUUGUUGAUACCUCCAACAGCAAUGCUGCUGAUAAUGAUGUCAUCCAUCCUAAUGUGCCUGAUGCCUCUGACAGUAAUGUUGCUAAUAUUGAUGCAAUACUUCCUAAUGUUGUUGAUACCUCUGACAGAAAUGCUGCUGAUAAUGAUGCCAUCUGUCCUAAUAUUCCUGAUGCCUCUGACAGUAAGGGUGCUCAUAUUGACGCAAUACUUCCUAAUGUUGUUGAUGCCUUCAAUAGCAAUGCUGCUAACGAUGCAGUAUGUCCUGAUAGUGGCGAUGUCCCUGACAACAAUGCUGCUAAUAUUGAUGAAAUUUGUCUUAACACUCUUAACACUGCUGGCAUCAAUGACAGAAAUACUUCUGAUAAUGAUGCAGUAUGUCCUAAUGUUGGUGAUGCCCUUGACAGCAAGGCUGCUGAUAUUGAUGCAAAAUUUCCUAACGUUGCCAAUGCCCCUGACAGAAAUUUUGGUGUCAAAGAUUGCUCCAAUUUCUCCCAUGAAAACGAGGCCCAGAAAUAUGAAGUCAACGAAAAACCAGAGAACAUCAUGCUGCCUUGCUCAGAUGUCACAUCAACACAUGGAGAAGAUAAAGAAAGAAAUUCUGAUGUCGAAGAUGGCUCCAAUCUCUCCCAUGAAAACCAGGCCAACAAAUAUGAAGUCAAUGAAAAAACAGAGAACAUUAUGCUGCCUUGCUCAGAGGUCACAUCAAUAGAGGGAGAAGAUAAAGAAAGAAAUUCUGAUGUCAAAGAUGGCUCCAAUCUCUCCCAGGAAAACAAGGCCCAGAAAUAUCAAGUCAAAGAAAAACCAGAGAACAUUGUGCUGCCUUGCUCAGAUGUCACAUCAACAGAUGCAGAAGAUAAAGAAAGUGAGUCACAUGUUAAAGAUGAGAAUUAUGGUGCCACAGUAAACGAAAACGAGUCAAGUCCACCAACUGAAAUGGUGGAAUAUAGCGACAAGCUGGAUGCAACACCAGGACAUAUGGAGGCAAAUCUAAAAGAUGACAGCCUGCAUGGAACUUCUUUACGCAGCUUAAGUGAACAUACUUACAGCACAGCAAACACUGCUUCACGAUUGUUAGGAGAAUUUGACCAAUCUACCGAGGAAAUUGCAAGCAUUUCCUGCUACCAAAAAAGUAUUGAUGUUCUAAACAAGAACAAUGUGGAGGAAGACCUGCGCUUUCUGAAUAUGAUAAUACAGUUACUGUGGAAUUUGAAGGACUUCCGCAAUGAAAUUCUGUGGCAGUAUUCCUUUGACAUAAUGCAUGAUGGCCUCUGCGUUUCUGAAAAAUUAUAUAAGAUCUUCUCUGCAUGGGAGAAAAAUGAACACUCUAAAAUGGUUCAUUUGCUAUCUGAUGUGAAGAACACUUUGUGCGGAAUUGCAAAUGACAGCAAUAUGUUUCAAACGGCUGGAAGAAAUAUUGCAUCAGAAAUUAUGACUUUUAUUCUUCAGGGGCUGCAAAAGUUUGAUAAUUCUAUAUAUGUUGGUUCCAUGAGAAUUGUAAUGGAUGCACCGUGCAGAAGUUGUGUAUGGUACACACUUGGUCUUUUCGGGAUAAGAUUGAAGCAACUUAUGAGCUGCAGAUGUGGAGAGUGGUUUGGUGAAGAAUAUUUUUCGUAUUUUCAUAAACUUGAUGCAAGUUUACUUCAUAGCACAAAGAUCAAUUCCUUUGAAGACCUUCCAAUGUUAAUGGAUUCACAGUCCAAUUAUGUGAGAAGUUGCAAUAAGUGUUCUGGAAGUGUCAACCAAAUUGGUUGUUUUCUUUUAAAGGGUCCACAAUUCUUCACAAUAGUUUUGAAGGAUUGGCUGGGUAGCGAUGAAAGCAAGGCUACCUUGUCUGAAGCAUUGUUUGGCAUUGCGUCUCCCCUUGACAUUACAAUUCUCUACAAUGGUGUUACAUUUCCUCACGAAGUUGGUCACUCUGCAACCAAGUAUCGUCUGGUCUCAGCGAUUAGCUACACUGAAUGUGGUGGUUAUGCCUGCGUUGCUCGUGAUCAGGACAAGUGGCUCAAGUAUUGCCCUAUGAUGGUCAAGACAGUAGAUUCUUGGGAGGAGCAACUCGAACUUUACAGGCAGAUCAACCUCCAACCUGAAGUCCUAAUAUAUGAAGUCAUCAAGUAGUUAUUUCACCCUUCCACUGAUCUGGUAUAAGAAUUCGAAUUGUAACUACAUCAGUGCAAGCUUUUGGAUUCGAUCGAAUUAGAUGGACGGAUGAAUAGACAUAUGGGGUACAUGAAGCAAGAUAAGAGGAAGAUGUAGAAGAUAGAGGUAGGGACAGUGGAUUGAUUCUUUUUACUAAAGAUUUUGUAGAUUGAUUAGUGUUUCUUUGAUAGUUUUUGGCCCUCUAUAUUUA